CCAGAGAAACGAAGAAAGAGGAUGUUGCUGAGGUAACACGAUCUAUCGGGUCGGCUGAGAAAACGAUAGCUGAUUGAACCGUGCCAGAGACCAGGAGGGAGAUCAUCAGGUGACGAAACGGAGAGGAUUCCGGUGAACGGAACUGAAAGUAUAAAAUGGGUUUUCCACGAAGGAGAUCCUUGUGGCUGAAGGUGGCCAUUUUAGCCACGGCGGUUUGGGCCACCGUCUGCUUCCUGCUGUACACGGAGGACCGAGCAAACGCCGCCGUGCAGGGUUUGGCUCCAUCGGGCGUCGCGGCGCCUCAGAUGGCCAAUGGUUUUGUGCCAGCAGCCGCCCCUCUUAGGAAGGAGACACCAUUGAACGUGCAGCCGAAGCAGAAGGUUGUGCAGGCUGGUCCCGAGCAAGGUGGUGGCGUACUUGCCGCACCUCGGGACCAAGACACAAGUGCGCCUGGUGAAAUGGGACGGCCAGUGAUUCUGCCAACGAAUUUGACUACCGAAACGAAAAAACUUGUUGACGAUGGAUGGUUGAACAACGCGUUCAAUCAGUACGUCAGCGACUUGAUUUCCGUUCACAGAACGCUACCGGACCCUCGUGAUCCAUGGUGCAAAGAACCAGGAAGAUACAUGCAGGAACUUCCCGCAACAGCGGUGAUAAUUUGCUUUCAUAACGAAGCGUGGUCAGUACUGCUGAGAACGGUACAUUCCGUUUUGGACAGAUCACCGGAACACCUGAUUCAGGAGAUCAUUUUAGUUGAUGACUAUUCUGAUAUGCCCCAUCUCCAGCGCCAGCUCGAGGACUAUAUGAUGAACUAUCCGAAGGUGCAGAUCAUUAGAGCGCAAAAACGGGAGGGUCUUAUUAGAGCGCGUUUGCUCGGCGCUGCAGCCGCGAAGGCUCCGGUCCUCACAUAUUUGGACAGCCACUGCGAGUGCACCGAGGGUUGGCUGGAGCCGCUUCUUGAUCGUAUCGCCAGAGACUCGACCACGGUCGUCUGUCCUGUGAUCGACGUGAUCGACGACACGACCCUUGAAUAUCACUGGAGGGACUCGGGCGGCGUGAACGUGGGCGGGUUCGACUGGAAUCUUCAGUUCAACUGGCACGCGGUGCCAGACAGGGAGAAAAAGAGGCACAAGAAUCCUGCGGAGCCCGUAUGGUCACCGACCAUGGCCGGCGGCCUCUUUUCGAUAGAUCGAGCUUUCUUUGAGCGCCUCGGCACAUACGACAGUGGUUUCGACAUUUGGGGCGGCGAAAAUCUCGAGCUCUCUUUCAAGACCUGGAUGUGCGGAGGCACUCUGGAAAUCGUGCCGUGCUCGCACGUGGGCCACAUCUUCCGGAAACGUUCGCCGUAUAAGUGGCGCAGCGGCGUGAACGUGCUCAAGAGGAACAGCAUAAGGCUGAGCGAAGUGUGGCUGGACGAGUACGCCAAGUACUACUACCAGAGGAUAGGCCACGACAAGGGUAACUACGGCGACGUAUCGGACCGGAAGACGCUGAGGAAGAAGCUCGGAUGCAAGUCGUUCAAAUGGUACCUCGACAACGUUUACCCGGAGCUCUUCAUACCAGGCGAGGCUGUGGCUUCCGGCGAGGUUCGUAAUCUCGGGGAGGGAGGCAACACCUGUCUGGAUUCACCGGCACGCAAGGCAGAUUUGCACAAACCGGCCGGGCUCUACCCAUGCCAUCGACAGGGCGGAAAUCAGUACUGGAUGUUGAGCAAGACCGGGGAGAUCCGUCGAGACGAGUCGUGCUUGGAUUACAGCGGCACUGAUGUCAUCCUCUAUCCUUGUCACGGCAGCAAGGGAAAUCAGCAAUGGGUAUAUAAUCCUCAGACCAAACAAAUUCGACACGGUAGCAGCGACAAGUGUCUAGCGAUCACCGAGAGCAAGCAACGGCUCAUAAUGGAGGAGUGUUCACCGACGACGACGAGACAGAGGUGGUCAUUCGAGAACUAUGAUCCGUCGAAGCUGUGAUAUCGCGCCUUUUCACGUCGCCAGUCGAGAAACACCGGGCGUAAGUUCGAUCGUCCCGGCACUUGGAUCACCGAUCAACGUUAUUCGGUCGCGAGGACGCGAUUCGGCAGAUAGAUCCCGUGGUCUCGGGGCCGGGGCGCCUCGAUUCAUCGACUGGAUGCUCAAGAUCGACUGAGAAGACGAAAAGGUUCCCGGGGGAGCUCGUGAGAGAAAUCGAAAUCCGUCAAGGGAUGAGGCUUCGAGCGAAGAGAAACGAUCCAAUUCGCCGAUCGUCAGCUGUAACUUCAACCUAUAAAACGGACGGAGGUGCAAUAGAUAUAUCGACUUAAGGGUGAUCGA
Dufourea novaeangliae is the source of this 2306-nucleotide messenger RNA. It is a transcript of the gene Pgant9, whose product is annotated as putative polypeptide N-acetylgalactosaminyltransferase 9. Bases 156 to 1967 code for a protein of 603 amino acids. Lineage: Eukaryota; Metazoa; Arthropoda; Insecta; Hymenoptera; Halictidae. The record is from RefSeq and is a predicted model, not a curated record. The transcript has 10 exons. Gene Ontology annotation, cellular component: Golgi apparatus.